GAGCUAAUGCAUUGACGAUUUGCUCAAAUAAACUGUUCAUCGUGUGUACAUUUUGCUUCUCUAUUGAAUCGUUAGUUUUAGUAAGAAAUGGUUCACACGUGGCUUUAAGAUUGAAAAAGACGAAACAUAACUGACGUGUCCUUAAUGAAAAACAACGUGGCAUUUACGAGCUUUUGUAUAUAAUUUUUGGCUGAGUUGAUGAAAGUGAAAUAAUUUGAGAUGCAGUUUAGCAGCUGUUGUUCGUGAUGUCAAUGUAAAACGCUUGAAUAUAUUUAUUUUAUAUCAGAAUCUUGUCUGUCAAUUUCUCGUAGGCGCGCAUCAUCGUUUUUUGUAUACAGAAUUGAGGUUAUAUUGGCAAUGACCACGUCAAUGGUGAUGCAUCUGUCACAAGAUAAAUAAUUCAUUUUGUUGUUGAGUGAGUGACUCUUCCGUUCAGAAAUGUUUGUGUGUUCUUUGAUCAAAGGAACUACAUUGAAGUAUUUUGGAACAAUAUAUCGAUAAUUAACAUAUGUACAUAAUCCACGAGAUGCUUGAUAACGUUGUUAAAAGUAAGCGUUAAAAAUCAGAGUUGACGCUCGCGCGAAACGAAACAUCAGCGGAUAUUAAAGAAUUAAGGUGAAUGAGAUUAUUAGUGAUCUCUUAUAUCAUUCUUCAUGGGUACUAGAAGGAAAAUGGAUAAGCAUGACAACGUGGAAGAUGGAGUCCACGAGUCACAUCAUGUGCAUGAACGUUCGGACUUACGAGGUGAUGAAAAGAACAUAGCCACUCUUCUAUUUUUAUAUCUGUUACAAGGGAUACCAUUGGGUUUGUGCAGUUCUAUUCCUAUGUUACUUCAGAAUAGAGAUGUUUCAUAUCGCCAGCAGGCUGAAUUUAGCUUUGUGCAAUGGCCUUUUUCUUUGAAACUGUUUUGGGCACCUAUAGUGGAUUCUGUGUUCUCGCAGAAGUUUGGAAGAAGGAAAACGUGGUUAAUUCCAACUCAAUAUUUGAUGGGACUUUUUAUGCUGUUAUUGUCCUGCCAUGUAGAUCGAUGGUUAGGUAGUGGAACGACGAAGCCAAAUAUAGGAAUGUUAACCAUAAUAUUUUUUGCCUUAAAUGUUUUGGCUGCUACUCAAGAUAUUGUAGUUGAUGGAUGGGCAUUGACCAUGUUAAAGAGAUGUAAUGUUGGAUAUGCAUCAACUUGCAACAGUGUAGGACAAACUGCUGGAUAUUUUAUUGGUUAUGUGCUUUUCAUGGCAUUAGAAUCUCCUGAAUUUUGCAAUAAUUAUCUAAGAUCCACUCCUUACAGUGAAGGCAUUUUGACUCUACCUGAUUUUCUUUAUUUCUGGGGUUGGAUAUUUAUAAUUAUUACCACUUUUCUUGCUUUGUUUAAACACGAGGAUUCAGAGAAAAUGCACAAAGAUGAAGAAUUAAAUACGAAUAUCAAACAUGCGUACAAAUUACUUUGGAACAUUGUCAGAUUACCAUCUAUAAAAACGAUUAUUGUAUUUUUGCUAACUGUUAAGAUAGGAUUUUCUGCUUGUGAUGCUGUAACUGGUUUAAAGCUGGUAGAGGCUGGUAUACCAAAAGAAACUUUUGCCCUUAUGGCUGUGCCUAUGAUACCACUACAGAUAUUGUUACCAUUAGCAAUAUCAAAGUAUACAGUAGGUCCAAGGCCUAUGGAUGUAUACAUAAAGGCUAUGCCUUAUAGACUGGCUUUUGGAUUAGUAGCAGCAUUUUUGGUAUGGGUAACACCAUAUGUCGUAACAGGAGGACAUGUUCCAGCCUAUUACUUCAUAGUUUUAAUUAUUCUGUAUUUGAUACAUCAGGUUUUCACAAGUAGUAUGUUUGUGGCAUCGAUGGCGUAUUUUGCAAAAAUCAGUGAUCCAGCAGUUGGUGGUACUUACAUGACAUUAUUAAAUACGUUAGCUAAUCUUGGAGGUAACUGGCCAGCAACAGCAGCUCUUUGGUUCGUUGAUCCAUUAACAUAUCGACAAUGCAGCACCGAUCCCUCAAAUGACUGUAGCACAAUUUCGGAAAGGGAGCUCUGCACGAACACGCACAAUGGUGUUUGCAAUAUGCAAUUUGACGGAUACUACAUAGAGAGUGUCUUAUGCCUAAUCAUAGGAUUUGCUUGGCUCAGGUGGGGUCGACGGAAAAUAGAUCUGUUACAAACAAGACCGAUGUCUGCCUGGAAAGUUAUUCUUUCAAAGCAGAACAGAUAACAGUAUUGAAUUCAUGUUGCAACUUGUUGGUACAGUACCUGUAAUUAUUAAGAAUUUGUACAAAUUAAAUAUGCGUAUCGGCUGUGUGCUCGGGCGAUUCCCCGCACGUCCAUCAAGUGUUCCAAUUUGAUUACGGAAUAUGAACUGAAUUCUUUUUUCAUUUCAAGAUUCUUUUUUCUUCUUAUUUUUUUAUUCGUUCGACUUUUUCCCGUAACGUCACAAAUAAUGAACGCAUUCCUUGGAAAUUUGAUAUUUUAUUUGGUAUGAACAAUUUUUACGAUAUUUUUUCGUAUGUAGCACAACGAUGACUUUGAACACGUACUGCAUUCGUGAUACAAUUAUUUAAAGGACACAUUAGUGAUUUUGGUUGUAGCAUAUCGUCUUUAUCUAUCGAUAUGCCAAAAAGAGAAGAAAAUAAAAUUGGGUCUCUUUCUAUUUUCUUUAUCCUUCCAUGAAGGUUAGUGAUUUUAAUUACAAUGUAAUAAAUGCAACGGAUUUAUUGCACUGGUUUAUUAUAUAUCUAUACUAUGGGUUAGGAUAAUUCAAUGUUAAAAGUCGCAAUUGUUUAUAAGCAGUGCUUGUGAGUCAUGUACAAGUACAUGAUGUUAAUAAAAGUUUUCCAUACGAA
Molecule: messenger RNA, 2829 nt
Organism: Frieseomelitta varia
Lineage: Eukaryota; Metazoa; Arthropoda; Insecta; Hymenoptera; Apidae
Product: acetyl-coenzyme A transporter 1
Exons: 8
Coding region: 654-2201 (515 amino acids)
Cellular component (GO): membrane
Molecular function (GO): acetyl-CoA transmembrane transporter activity
Source: RefSeq, a predicted model, not a curated record